GGGACUGUGUUGCGCAUUCAAUAAUAAUUACGAAUUUAAGGGAAAUAAAAGGAACGAGAGAAAAACAACGUUUCAUAUGCGAAAUUUAGACAAUAUUGGAUUGUCAGGUUCGCUUAUAGUUACCACUGAUUAUGAUCCUGAUAGCGCUAUAGACGGCAGUAUUGUAGACAGUGGUGCUUCAAGGGUAAGUGUAAUACAGCCGUCCGAUUUCCCAGAUGUAGAAAAUGCAAAGCUAGUGCCGUCAAACCUGGAAUCUUUUAAUUUCAUCCAUCCCACGUACACUUAUCUCUCUGAUGAUGUCGCAGCUUUACCAUUAUCCAGCCGGAAUUGUUACUCCCGUGACGAAAUAACUGUUCGCUUUUUCCAUGAAUACUCCAAAUCUGACUGCGACUUGCUUUGCGAAGUUGAAGAGAUAGAACGCAGAUGCCAUUGUCUUAUGAUUUACGUCCCUCAUGUUAAAACUAAACUGGCCUGCAACACGACUGAUAUCAACUGUAUUAUAUCAGUCAAAACAAAAUAUAGCGAAUGGUUCAAUGAGGAAAAAUGUCAUUGUCCCCGGGAUUGCUCGUCUUUUGAAUAUCGUAUAGAAGCAACACUUGGAAACCUAUUAUCAGUGAGGCAGAUUGCUCACAACAUGUACGGCUAUUUAAAUUUGAAUAAAAGCUCGACAAUUUUACAUUUUAACAUCCCAAGAACAGUUUAUGUGAGACAAAGACAGGAGACAGUCAUGUCUUUGAUAACCUUAUGUUCGAAUCUUGGAGGCGUUUUCGGUCUAUGCAUGGGAUGCAGUGCCGUUAGUUUGUUUGAGAUAUUAUAUUAUUUGUACAUUGCUAUAAAAAUGAGGAUGGAAAAUAAAAGGACUCGUAGGAUGCGUAAAGGUGCAGUCCAUCCUUAUUUCUCUUAACGUGCAAACAGCAUGUAGAUAGAGAUAGAAAGUAAAAGUUAAAUUAAAAGAAACACGUGGAUAACUUAUUUGCAAGCACUGAUUGAUGCACACGCUUAUAUUUAUUAAAAUAAAUAAAUAAAAAUAAAUUAAUAAUGAAAACAGUUCGACCAACAACUCAAUCGUUUGAUAUACCUUGUAGCAAAGACUACGACUAUGUACAUUGUAAUUUUAGCUUUUUGUCUGGCAAUAAAGUUUUUUA
Messenger RNA from Colias croceus (clouded yellow), 1145 nucleotides. RefSeq names its product sodium channel protein Nach-like. Lineage: Eukaryota; Metazoa; Arthropoda; Insecta; Lepidoptera; Pieridae. Bases 77 to 904 code for a protein of 275 amino acids. The transcript is spliced from 9 exons. Gene Ontology annotation, cellular component: membrane. Gene Ontology annotation, biological process: sodium ion transmembrane transport. Gene Ontology annotation, molecular function: ligand-gated sodium channel activity. The record is from RefSeq and is a predicted model, not a curated record.